Scaptodrosophila lebanonensis is the source of this 2324-nucleotide messenger RNA. RefSeq lists its product as uncharacterized. The transcript is spliced from 6 exons. The record is from RefSeq and is a predicted model, not a curated record. The coding region runs from base 518 to 1894 and encodes 458 amino acids. Lineage: Eukaryota; Metazoa; Arthropoda; Insecta; Diptera; Drosophilidae.
GGAAGACUGAUUUGAAUCUACAUCGACAACGCGCGCAACUAAAUACUGAACAGCUGAUUUGUACCAGCUCUACGGCAACCCUGUCUAAGCCAUCGAGCGGGCAUUUUGACAGUUGUUUGUUUACGGCCUGCCUUGCGGUAUUUGUAAUUGCAAUUGUGCGUUCGUUGUGUUUGUGAAUUUUUUUUCCUUCGUGACUUCCUGAAAACUUAAAUUAUAUGGCUAGCAUUGCGCUGCAUUUGCAACUUGAAACCGCUUGAGAAUAUGUGCUUCAAAAAACUGCAACAGAAAUUCACAACUACUACGCCAACCACAAAAACAACAACACCAAGAGCUAAAACACUUGCUCACAUAUAAGUUUCAAAUUAAUUUUGAACAAUCAGAGAAGCACGAAAACUUUUGAUUCGAUUUGUGCAAAUAUUUCAUUGGGAUUACACAAAACAGUCGUUUGCUCUGGAUUAAUAAUUGAGUGACACUUAAAACAAGGAUAACAAGCAACAACAAUAAGAAAGCCGACAAGAUGGUUAACAAACAAUAUACGGCCAACGAUCUGGAGGCUUUUAUGAAAAUUGCCGCCAAUUGGCAAAGUUCCAAUCACAGCUUGCUGGAAGGCGUCGAUAUAAAAACAGAAAUGACACAGUACAUGAACAGUCCGUCGAUGAACAUGUACAAGAAACGCGAACGCACACAGAACUGGAACCAUCAGGAGAAGAAAUACCUGCUGGAUUUGUGUCGCAAGGAUAUGCGUAUCAUAGAGAACAAACGGCUAGAUGCGGGCUUGACGGCAGUUAAGAACAAAGCCUGGAAGAUAAUACACCAAAAGUUCUCCAAUCAAUUUGGCACAGAUCGCACCUGCAAUCGCCUCAAAGAGCAGUGGCGACGAAUGAAAGCCUGUACACGGAAUGAGAUACUCGACUAUAAUAAUCGUUUGGCGAGAUUUGGUGCGGAAGUGGCCGACCGCAAGAAGCCCUCGCCAUUUACCUUCGAGGUUUGGGAAUUCAUGCAGGAGGCCAAAAAAGCGUGCAAAUCAGAGGCUCUGGAUGGCAUAGACUAUUCGAAAAUACCACUGGCUUUGGAGGAGGGCUUCGAGUAUCGCGAGGACUAUAAGUUCAAUAACGACGAACAUGAAAUGGAUGACAGCCGCACACCACCUCAGGAUGUCUGUGAUGUGGACAUUAAAGAGGAAGAAAUGAACGAGACCUUCAAUGAAACCUUCAACAAUACCUUCAACAAUACUGAGCCGCAUCUUAAUGGAGAACGUCUCAGUGCGUCGCCCAAUCACAGUCGCAAUGGACUACAGGAUGCUGAAAGUCCCGCUGCCCUGGCCAAUGUGACGCUCGAUAGCGGAGGCGCCUUUUUGCCGCCCACCCCAGACAUGUCCGGCUUUCAGACCGGCUUUAAUAUGAACAACAUAUCCGCCACUUUGGAGGCGCUCAAUGCCUUGCGCACCGGCCAGUUCCCCAGCGCGGCGGCUGCGGCCGUAGCCAUACAACAGCAUCAGGCUCAGGCGGUUGCUCUGCAGCAGCAACAACAUCAGCAGCAGAAUAACAAUAACAAUGAGGAGGACGAUGAUGUGGCCAAGCCAUUGGCCAAAAGGCAACGCACCAACAGCAGCAGUAAUUUGUUAAAUGAUGAGCAGCAAGAGGCAUUGCCAGCAGUUGCCCAGCCCCAAGUGGAGCCCAGCAAUGCACUGGAACGUGCCAGCAGCUCGACGCCGAGCAGCAACUUUGAGAUGCGCCUUUUUAUGGAGAUGCAGAGCAAGGAGCAUAUGAUGCGCAUGAAAAUCCUGGAGGUGCAGUUGCAAGCCGCCAAGCAUAGUCGCGAUCUGGUGGAGAUUAACAAGACGUUGGCGCUGCAGAGACUGCAGGAGAUUGCGAGCAAGCGGCUGCCCAGCUAAAAAGUGCGCCACUCGAUUUAUGUUUAUUUUACUGAAUUGUGUUUUUAUGUUGUUUUUAGUUAUAGGCGCUGCAUUUUUGGAUGCAGAUGCGCGCAGAACGUAGGGCUUAGUUAUUAUAAGCUUCAAAUGUAUACACAUCUAGAGACAUAUGGACAGAGCUACACACACAUACACACACAAACAGACACACACGCAUACACAACAUUCCUGGCAUUGUUGAUGACAACCAGUAUUUAAACGCUAGAAGCAAACCUGCCUCACACGCACUUGAACACACAGACAAACACACACACACACACACAUAUACCAACAGGUGAACCACAAACAGCGCUCAUAAGUAUGCCAUAUUAUUUUUACUUACGGCCCUUGCAUCCAGCCUACCUCACACACACACAGACAAACUCGUUUUCAUAUUGGUCGGGCUUUGUUU